GGUCAACGGUUGGGGCUGGGUCAAUUGUUUCGAGGGACGUUGCUCCCUACAGCAUCUACAUUGGACGGAAAGCAAGCAUGCACCGAGGCAUUCCAACUUGAUGUUGUUACUGUCUGGUGUCACACCGCGAUCGCCAUCACCAGACCUCAAUCUACAUCUGUACUGGUCUUUGCAACGACCGGAUGAAACCCAUUUCUGUAUAUUCUCGCAUAUGUUUCCCGUUAUCUCUAUUUUCAGUAUCUCCUUACUCCUCUCUAUUUCCUCUAAUUACUUAUUUGUCACAUUUGUCUGUGUGGGGCGAAUGGAUCGAUCGGUGGGAGGGUGGCUCGAAACAAAACACGGAUCUGGUUCAGGAAGAAUGAAUGAAUGGGACAGGAAAAGGCAAGAUGGAAGAGAAAGACACGCCGCUACGAUUAAAUUGCCAGGUUGUCGUUCGAGAAUCGAAGAAGCGUCGUCAUCGCCAGCUUUCACCACGAUCAUUUACAUCAUGUCACAUGCCUACGAAGAAAAUCUCCCAGCGAGCGAGCGAUCUUGGAUAGGGCAAUACGGUUGUCUACGAAGGAGGGGAGGUGGCUUUUAUCAUGCGGUUUCGGCUAUCUGCGACUUUAAUAGCACUAUAUACCCCUUUGCUUCUUAUUGGGAUAGGGUGGUUGGAAGGUUGGAUUAGAAAGCGUAAAAGGAGGCAGUAAGGAACGAAGGCUGAUAUAACUCUGGCAGUUAUCGGCAGUAGUUAGGCUGGGUAGUGAGUGCGUACGGGUAGUUGGUUAGCUAGUAACUAAGUUGAUACCAGUGGGUGUGUCUCUUCGGACGUUG
Molecule: messenger RNA, 813 nt
Organism: Neurospora hispaniola
Lineage: Eukaryota; Fungi; Ascomycota; Sordariomycetes; Sordariales; Sordariaceae
Exons: 2
Coding region: 101-667 (188 amino acids)
Source: RefSeq, a predicted model, not a curated record